AUGAUUACAUUUAUAUUAUUUGUUGUAUUUACUACUGCAACCUAUAAUGUUGCACAUGAUGAUCAAGGAGUUAAAGAUGUUAAUAAAUACCAAAAUAUAGUUUUAUUUUCAAAAAUUAAUAGAAAUAUUAUUAGUCUUGAUAAGUCAAAGUGCAUUGAGUAUAGAAAAGGAAGAGCUUUGAAAAUAUAUAAUAAAGAAAUAGAUAACAACAAUAAAUAUUAUAUCAAAUAUUAUAGUGAUAGUAAUUGUGAUAAAGAAGAAGAAUCAGGUAAUGAAGAAGUUUUUAGAAUUAAUAAAAAUAUUAUUUCAACAACAAGUAAGAAUUUAAAGCAUGGUACUGUUACUAGUGAAGAUAUUGAAAAUGCUGAAAAUUAUUUUUAUUAUACUAAUACUAAACGAAUGUUUAAUGUAUAUAAUAUACAUUUAAAGGGUGAAAAUGAACAUAAAGAGUCACAGUCUGCAGAAGUAUCAGGUGGAGAAGAAAGUAGUAAGAAGAGUCAUGAAUCAGAAACAUCGCAAAAAGCACAAUCAAAUAGUCAAUCACCAAGUACAACCGUAACAUCACCAACAACAUCUGAACAAGGUACGACACAAACAAGUGAGUCAGGAGCAAAAGAACAACAAAAAGUUAAUGAAGGAACUACAAGUACAUCAAAUGGAGAAGGGAAAGGACACAAUGAACAAAAUCAAGAAGGAGUUGGAAAGAAUAGUCUAGAUGGAACCAGCGCAACGGGACCUGGAGUGAGUGGACAAGAAACAACAAGUGGAAAAGAGAAGAAUGAUGCAACACAAACAGGAGAACCAUCCACAGGAACACAAGAAGGAAAUACCGCAGUAAAUAAAAAACCAGAAGCAACUGAAUCAACAAAUGGCGGAAAUACAGAGUCAGGUAAGAGUGGAUCAGAAAAGAAUGGGCAAGAUCAAAGUGCAGAUGAAAAAACUAAAGAAGAGCCAAAAUCAAAUGAUGGGAAGGAUAGUACAACCAGUAAUGGAAAAGGUGGACAAGCAACCAGCGGAAAAGAAGAAGAAACAAGUGGACAAUCUUCAGGAAAAGGAGGAGAAAGUACAUCAAAUGAAAGUGGAAAAGAAAAUGAAGGAGAGAGUGUAGGUCCAAAUGGCCAAAAAACACCAGCAAAUGAAAAAGAUGGAAAAGAUACACAAACUGGUGAACAAGGAAAAGAUGGAAAUGCUGGAACAACAACUAAUGGAAAAGAUGAAAAAGAAAAUAAACAAAAUACACAAACCCCAACAGGAGGACAAGAUGGAAAGGCUAAUGAUAAAACUCAAAAUCCAGAUAAUACAAAAGAUAAUCAAGACCCAAAAACACCAGUAACUCCAGAAGAAAAGCCAAAUAAUAAUACAAAUACAACAAGUACUAAAUCAGAAAAUAAAAAUGAUGACAGUUCAAAUAAUAAAAAUGAUGGUCAACAUGAACACAAUAAUCUUGAUAGUGCUUCAAGUGUCUGCAUUUUUCUUUCUAUUAUCAUUGGAUUUUUGUUAUUUUAA
Messenger RNA from Entamoeba nuttalli P19, 1506 nucleotides. RefSeq lists its product as hypothetical. The transcript has a single exon. The coding region runs from base 1 to 1506 and encodes 501 amino acids. The record is from RefSeq and is a predicted model, not a curated record. Lineage: Eukaryota; Evosea; Mastigamoebida; Endamoebidae.